Entrophospora candida is the source of this 1155-nucleotide messenger RNA. The record is from the annotation of a GenBank genome assembly. NCBI's taxonomy places the organism in Eukaryota, Fungi, Glomeromycota, Glomeromycetes, Entrophosporales, Entrophosporaceae.
AUGAAUCCAUUACAACAAGUAAUACAAGAAAACGAAAACAAUAGAAGGUUUAGCAAAUUGUCAACAAGAGAAUUUUAUAAAAAUAAUAAAAAACAAAGUGGUAGAUUUACAUUAAAUAUUGAUGUUCCAAAUGAACUUGAUAACGAUGAUAAAAUUAAACGAUUACUAGAAAACAGAAGGUUUGUCAGAGAACCCAGAGAAUAUUAUAGAAACAAUACAAGACAAUCCAACAGAUUCAAACUGGAUAUUGAUGUUACAAAAGAUCUCAAUAACAAAAAAACCAACAAUAACAAUGUAGAUCAAAGUUUAAUUCCAAACAAUAGAAGAUUUACCAAAUUGCCAAGAGAAUUUUAUAGAAAUAAAAGACAAAGCAGUAAAUUUACAUUAAAUAUUGAUGUUCCAAAUGAACUUGAUAAUAGUAGUGAUGAGGAUAAUGAGGAAGAAGAAGAACUUAAUGGUUAUGAUUACGAGUUGGUGGAAUCAAAUAGUAGUGGAAUAAAUGUUCCGGAAAUAGAAUUUAAUGCUGUUGGAAGUUAUAUUGAUACUAAUGAUGAUAGUUAUGAUUAUGAAUUGGUGGAAUCAAUUAAAGAAUUUGAUAAUUAUGAGUUGGUGGAAUCAAUUAGCAGAGGAAUAAAUGUUCCAGAAAUAAAUGAAUUUAAUACUAUUGGAGAUUGUAUUGAUACAGUUAUUGAAGAGUUUUUGAAUGUAUUAGAAGAUGACAAUAUAUUCAAAGAUAAAAUUAGAUAUUUUCAAAAAGAAAUUGAGAUUCGAUUAACAAAGCAGUCAAAAUGUAAACAAUUACAAGAUGAAUUACAUAAAGUUGCAUCAAAAAGAAAACUUGUUUGUGAAAGGUUAUCAAAUGAAAGGAAAUCAUAUGAAAUUGAAGAAAAAGAAAGAAAAAAAUUGGAAGAAAUUCAUACAUUCAUUUUAAAUCUUGAGGCCUUGGCGGAAUCCGUUAGGAUGGAAAGAGGAGAUGUUACAAAUAAUGAUAAUAGAAAUCAUAUAGAAUUAGGUGAAAUUGUUGGACAUGUAAUAAAAAUUACAAAUGUUAGCGGCGAUAAUUUAUCAUAUGGAAAUGAUGAGGGUUAUUUAAGCAUAAUAAAAAGAUUUAAUGGAUUAUUAGAAGAUUUUCAAACAAUCUUGGAAGACAAUUAA